AGUUCGUUUCCGUUUUUUGACAGCCUGUAAGCUUCACCAUCUCACCUCUAAUUCUGAAAAGUUGUAGAGGCUGAGUCUCCUAGCCCCUCCGCCGGUCCGGCCCGCUUCCUCUCCGCUCCGCCGCCGAGGACAGACAGACUCACAGCGGACACUCCGUGCGAGUACACCCGGGAAGUUUAUCUUCUUCUGGGCAACAGAGAGGACGUCCCACUACUGCCAGCCCCUCCUCCAAGGCGUUUUCUCAGUCUAUGAGGACUUCCAUCUCUGGCUGCAGGUUCUGCUGACUCUCAGAUCCACCUGCAGCCAUGGUCCGACAAAGUGCUGAGCUGUUCCUCUGCUAGGCGACGGGGCAUCCGAGAGGGCGGGAGACAUGUUGGAACAGAGGCCCGGGGACCACUGCACUGAUAUCUGUUACUAUAGCAACUACUGUAGUAACCAUGGAAAUGCUAUGGAGGACUGCUCUGGUUACUGUCGUGGUUGCCAUCCAGGUUGCAGGAGGUCACAGAGAUGAGUUUGUUAAGUCACAAGCUGCUUUCCUGUCCAGCCUGGGCCAGUAUGAGAUCGCCAUCCCGGUACGUGUAGGGCCCAACGGUGAGAUGCUGGACACGGAAAAGUCUCACCACCACCAAAGAAGAAAACGAAGCACUGAAGACCGGCUGCCUGGCUCUCUUUUCUAUCAGCUAUCCACGUCUCAAAACAACUUCCUGCUGAACCUGACACUGCAGGGAGGCCUGUUGUCCCAUCAGUUCAGGGUGGAGUACUGGAAGAAGGGCCGACUAGCCUGGAGCCACCCAUACUCCCCCCACUGUCACUACACAGGACACCUCCAGGACCAGCCGCAAUCCAGCAAGGUGGCUCUUAGCAACUGUAACGGCCUGCAGGGGGUGAUUGUUGCAGGGGGGGAGGAGUACCUGAUUGAACCCCUUGUCUCACCAGAUAACCAAACCAGGACAGAGAGGGAGGAGAGAACAGAGGGGCGCCCCCAUGUGGUUUACAAACGUUCAUCACUCCGUCAUCAGUACAAGGGCCGCUCCUGUGGGGUCAUCGAUGAGAAGCCGUUCAAAGGUGCGUCGUGGUGGCAGCGGACUCUGAAGACGCCCCCUCAUCACGUCGGCCGCGGCCAGCUGCCUCUGAAGCGCUCAGUCAGCCAGGAGCGCUACGUGGAGACGCUGGUGGUUGCUGACAAGAUGAUGGUGGGUUACCAUGGUCGCAGGGACAUUGAGCAGUACAUCCUGGCCGUCAUGAAUAUUGUUGCCAAACUGUUCCAGGAUUCUAGUCUGGGGAAUGCAGUCAACAUUGUGGUGACGCGGCUCAUCGUGCUCAUGGAAGACCAGCCAACACUGGAGAUCAACCAUCAUGCUGGGAAGUCUUUAGACAGCUUCUGUAAAUGGCAGAAAACCAUCCAGCACCGCAGCAGCUACGGGAACGCCAUACCAGACAACGGCAUCGCUCACCAUGACACCGCUGUGCUUAUCACUAGGUACGACAUCUGCAUCCAAAAGAACAAGCCCUGUGAAACUCUAGGUCUGGCUCCAGUUGGAGGGAUGUGUGAACCAGAGAGGAGCUGCAGCAUCAAUGAGGACAUCGGCCUGGGAACAGCCUUCACCAUCGCCCACGAGAUUGGACACACAUUUGGGAUGAACCAUGAUGGCAUGGGCAACGCUUGUGGACCACGCAGCCAGGAGACGGCCAAGCUGAUGGCUGACCACAUCACCAUGAAGACAAACCCGUUCAUCUGGUCCGCCUGCAGCCGGGAUUACAUCACCAGCUUCCUGGAUUCAGGUAUGGGCUCCUGUCUGAACAAUGUGCCUCCAAAGCAGGAGUUUGUGUAUCCCACCACGGCGCCGGGUCAAACCUACGAUGCCGACGAGCAGUGUCGCUUCCAAUGCGGCAUCAGAUCUCGACAGUGUAAAUAUGCGGAAGUCUGCAGUGAACUUUGGUGCAUGAGUAAGAGCAACCGCUGCAUCACCACCAGCAUUCCUGCUGCAGAGGGAACCAUCUGUCAGACCAACACCAUAGAGAAGGGGUGGUGUUUUAAGAAAGUGUGUGUGGCUUACGGGACUCGUCCGGAGGGUGUGGAUGGAGGGUGGGGUCUGUGGUCACCGUGGGGGGAGUGCAGCCGGACCUGUGGGGGUGGAGUCUCCUCCUCUGUCCGACACUGUGACAGCCCAAGACCAACCAUCGGUGGAAAGUAUUGUCUGGGGGAAAGAAAGCGCUUCAGAUCCUGUAACAUUGACGAGUGUCCUGCAGGCUCCAGGGACUUCAGAGAGAUCCAGUGCUCGGACUUUGACAACAUUCCUUUCCGGGGAAAGUUUUACUCCUGGAAACCUUACAGAGGAGGUGGCGUGAAGCCCUGCUCUCUCAACUGCCUUGCAGAAGGAUACAACUUCUACACGGAGCGCGCUCCCGCCGUGGUGGACGGCACGCCGUGUCGAGACGACUCCCUGGAUGUGUGUGUGAAUGGAGAGUGUAAACACGUAGGUUGUGAUCGCGUGCUCGGCUCGGACGUGCGUGAGGACCGCUGCCGGACCUGUGGGGGCGAUGGGAGCAGCUGUGUCUACGUGGAGGGAGUCUUCAACGACUCGCUGCCUGAUGGAGGCUAUGAGGAGGUGGUCCGAAUUCCUAAAGGAUCCGUGUUCAUCCACAUACAAGAGCUCAACAUCUCCCUCAACUACCUUGUGCUAAAGAGUAAAAGUGACCAGUAUUUUAUCAACGGGAAACUCACUAUCGACACUCCUCGAAGUUUCAACAUCGCUGGUACCACCUUCCACUACAGGCGGCCCACCGAUGGACCAGAAAUUCUUGAAGCUCUGGGUCCAACAAACAUAUCCCUCAUUGUCAUGGUGCUGGUGAGGGAGGAAAACCCGGGGAUCCACUUUCGUUUCAAUCCACCAAUCAGCAGAGAUUCUUUGAGCGGAUUCGCCUGGCACUACACAUCUUGGUCUCGCUGCUCAGCCCUGUGUGCUGGAGGUGUGCAGAUCCAGCAGGUGGUUUGUAAGAGUCAGAUGGAUCUUACAGUCGUCUACAACCACUUCUGUGACAAGAAGAGCAAACUCAAAGAGAAGAGAAGAACCUGCAACACUGAGCCCUGCUCCCCAGCCUGGUGGACCGGAGUGUGGUCGGAGUGCAGUCGCACCUGCAACGGCGGUCUGCGGACUCGGGAGGUGUUGUGUAAACGGAGGAUUUCUGCAUCGGAGGAGAAGGUCCUGGAUGACUUGGCCUGCACCGCCUCCCGCCCUCCGUUCACCGAACCAUGCAGCAACCAGAGCUGCCCCCCCGAAUGGCUGGCUUUGGACUGGUCAGAGUGUACGCCCAGCUGUGGCCCUGGCUACAGGCACCGUGUGGUGGUGUGUAAGAACGGAGAGAGCGGGGACACUUUGCCAGAGUCCAAGUGCCCCAAACAUGGCCGGCCCACCUCCAGGGUGCGCUGCAACCUACAGCGCUGCCCUCCCCCUCGGUGGGUAGCAGGUCCCUGGGGUGAGUGUUCGGCCAAGUGCGGUCUGGGUCAGGAGAUGCGUUCGGUGCAGUGUCACGCCCACACAGGCCAGCCGUCUAGCGAGUGUCUGGAGCACCAGCGGCCUGCAGCCAUGCAGCAGUGCAAGAGCAAAUGUGACCUCAGUCUGCCCAUCAGUGCAAACAACCCUGAAGGUCAGAGGUCAAAUGUCCAUCCUGAGUGUAAAGAUGUGAACACUGUGGCCUACUGCCCCCUGGUGCUCAGGUUUAAGUUCUGCAACCGGCCAUAUUUUAGACAAAUGUGCUGCAAGACCUGCCAGGGACACUGAUACCAGGAACCUCACUGCAUCCACCUCUGGGUCACACAGCAAGCCUGAAACUUUCCCACUGAGCCUUGCAGCAGCAGCAGCAGCUCUCACCGUGACUCUAUUAGACGGGACGAUGCCAUCCAGGCGAUUCUGCAACUGGCUGCAGAUAUUCUGAUUUGACAUCUCCACAUCAAAGCAGCCUGAUUGGAGUUUAAACGUUCACCUGGAGGAGGAGUUGCUGGAACGUGGAGGCAGACAGACAGAGGGAGUAACUUUCCUCCAUCAUCCGGCAUAUCGAACACCCUCUCUAAACAUUCCCUCGGUUUUAAUAAUUUGGUGCUACGUUGUUCAGCCAGAACUCAUCACAGCACACCCAAGUUCCACCUGUCGUUACUUCAGUGGCUGAAGACAUGUUCUGUGAUCUUUGUAUGCUAGCAGGUGAUUUUUGUUCUGUUAUGUUUUUAAAAAUCCACUUUUAAAAGGAAAUGUAGUAUCUGCUGCCUUUACCCUCAUAAAGAAUAGGUUCUGUUAUGAAAAUGGAUAUAUAUAAGGUAUGUGAUAGCUGUUACUUGACUUGUUUUUCUUUGCUGCACAUUGACGUGUGUGUGUGUGUGUGUGUGUGUGUGUGUGUGUGUGUGUGUGUGUGUGUGUGUGAGUGUGUGCGUGCGUGUGCAUAUCAUUGAAUUCUGUUAUUUGAUUAGUUUUGUUUUAAAUGAACUGAUUUAACAUCUCUAUGGAAGUUUUUAAAUGCCUCAGUACAGUGAAAAAGCCACAGUCUUGCCACUUUUGGGUAGUUUAUUUACAGCUUAGGUGUGUUCUUGCUGUGUCUUUGUAAAUCCAUGCUUUCGUUCUUU
Molecule: messenger RNA, 4615 nt
Organism: Nothobranchius furzeri (turquoise killifish)
Lineage: Eukaryota; Metazoa; Chordata; Actinopteri; Cyprinodontiformes; Nothobranchiidae
Gene: adamts10
Product: ADAM metallopeptidase with thrombospondin type 1 motif, 10
Biological process (GO): proteolysis; extracellular matrix organization
Cellular component (GO): extracellular matrix
Molecular function (GO): metalloendopeptidase activity
Source: RefSeq, a predicted model, not a curated record